AUGUUGCAACUUUUCACCAAUCAUAUCACUGACAUUGGAGCAAAACACAUUGCAAGGAUUAUUGAAGAGUGCCCCCAUUUCCGACGGCUUGCACGUGGAAACAACAGAAUUACCGGUGAAGGAGGGAGGUACUUGGCUAAUGCAAUUCAAAGGAGCAAAACCAUCUACUAUGUGGGCAUGUGGGGUAACAAAAUUGGAGAUGAAGGCGCUAAACACUUUGCAGAGGCCAUAAGGAACCAUCCCAAUUUGUCAGCUGUGAGCCUUGCCGCCAAUGGAAUAACAUUCAUUGGAGGGAGAAGUCUGGCUGCUGCACUCAAAGAGAACACGGUUCUCAAGUGUCUCUGGUUGCAUGAAAAUGAGUUGACAGACGAUAAUGCAGCAGAUUUCGCUGAUGUCAUAAGGUCCAGUACAUCAAUACAUCAACUCUGGUUCAUAAACAACAAGAUGACGGUGAAUGGAGUCAGGCUACUGGCCAGUUCCCUUCAAUACAACCCAUCAAUUACAAUGUUGUGGUGAGACUUCCUUUA
Oncorhynchus nerka (sockeye salmon) is the source of this 527-nucleotide messenger RNA. Its product is annotated as nucleotide-binding oligomerization domain-containing protein 1-like. Lineage: Eukaryota; Metazoa; Chordata; Actinopteri; Salmoniformes; Salmonidae. The record is from RefSeq and is a predicted model, not a curated record. Bases 1 to 516 code for a protein of 171 amino acids. Gene Ontology annotation, molecular function: protein binding. The transcript is spliced from 7 exons.